UGUUUUUUUUUUCUUUUUUUUUUUUUUGGUGGGCGAUGAACUCUCAGAUUAUCCAUCGUCAUGAUCAUGGUGAUCAUCAACUUUACAAAAAGCCAUUUCUUUAUUUUAAUUCAGAUCCUUGGGUGUGAUUCAGAUUUGUAUAUCCAAAAGCCAUUUUGUUGCAUACAUGUGCCUCUCGUCGUCUGGCAUUUGUUCUCUUUCCUUCCCUUUCCUUCUUCCCAUAUAAAGAAAGCCUUUUUUCCUUCUUGUUGAUCAUAAAGACCUGGUUUUUCACCUAUAAACAUACGUAUAUUGACAAGACAUUUGUGGGUUCUUUGGUUUUGGAUGGAUGAUAGGAAGAGCCACACCUUCCUUCGUCGCCAGGGCAUUGAUUUGGGAUUGACAGAGGUGGAAAUCAAAUUCCGAAGGGAUAAAUUCAGAUGAUUGUGUGUUUCCGGGUUGCAUUGCAUAAACAUACAUAAGUCUGUAGAGCUUGAAAAUGCGAUUGUUGAUCUGGGUUUUUGAGGGGAAGAAGAAGAGACUUAGUAGCUUGUACUAUUGAUUAGCUUUAGAGGGGUUUUCUUUCUGGGAACCAAAUAACCAUGGAUUCAGCGGCAGCGCCUCAGGCCGCUGCCCGGAGAAAGAUGACAAAGCAGUUAACCGGGAAGAGAGAUGACACCCCCCUGCACUCUGCAGUGAGAGCCGGGCAGCUUCGCGCUGCAAUGCAGAUCAUAGGCAGUGCAAAAGGAGAAGAAAAACUGGAAGAGCUACUGCUGAAGCCAAACCAGGCUGGGGAAACGGCCCUUUAUGUUGCGGCCGAAUAUGGAUAUGUCGAAUUAGUUUGGGAGAUGAUCAAGUAUUAUGAUCUUGUGGCAGCCAGUGUCAAGGCUAGGAAUGGUUUUGAUGCCCUGCACAUUGCUGCCAAACAAGGAGAUUUGGAGGUAGUGAAAGUACUAAUGGAGGCUCAUCCCGAGCUCUCGAUGACUGUCGAUAUGACAAACACCACAGCUUUGCACACGGCUGCAACGCAAGGGCACUUUGAGGUGGUGAAUUUUUUCUUGGAGUCAGAGAGCAGCUUGGCUACAAUAGCCAGGAGUAACGGGAAAACCGCGCUGCAUUCUGCAGCGAGGAACGGGCAUUUGGAGGUGGUGAAGGCCCUCCUCAGUAAGGAGCCCGAGAUCGCCACAAGGACUGACAAGAAGGGGCAGACCGCGCUUCACAUGGCGGUGAAGGGGCUGAGCCAUCAAGUGGUGCAGGAGCUGAUCAAGGCAGACCCUUGUUUGGUAAACAUGGUUGAUACCAAGGGAAAUACAACACUGCAUAUAGCAGCUAGGAAAGGAAGGGCCGAGAUUGUUAAAUUGCUACUAGAGCACAGCAAUACCGACACGAAAGCUGUUAACAGGUCGAAUGAAACUGCAAUCGACACUGCAGAGAAGUUAGGGCAGCCCGAGGUAGUUGCCAUCCUCAGGGAACACGGAGUCCAAAGUGCGAGCACCAUCAGGCCGCAAGUAAAUCCAGCCCGGGAAUUGAAGCAAACCGUGAGUGACAUCAAGCAUGAAGUUCACCACCAGCUGGAACAUACCCGCCAAACUAGAAAACGCGUGCAGGGCAUCGCCAAGCGCCUCAACAAAAUGCACGCAGAAGGCCUCAACAAUGCCAUCAACUCUACCACUGUGGUGGCUGUCCUCAUUGCCACGGUUGCCUUCGCAGCCAUUUUCACUGUCCCCGGCCAGUAUGUCGAUGACCCACAGCAUGUACCUCUCGGGCUCACUCUUGGGGAAGCAAACAUCGCGCCCAAGGCCUCAUUUGUCGUCUUCUUCAUCUUCGAUUCAAUUGCCCUCUUCAUUUCCCUUGCUGUUGUGGUGGUGCAAACCUCAGUUGUGGUGAUUGAGAGCAAGGCAAAGAAGCAGAUGAUGGCAGUAAUAAACAAGCUAAUGUGGAUUGCUUGUGCACUGAUUUCGGUGGCAUUCCUAGCUCUGGCAUUCGUCGUGGUUGGGGAGGAGGAAAAAUGGCUGGCAAUCGGAGUGACAAUCAUGGGAUCAACCAUAAUGGCUGCUACCUUGGGCACAAUGUGUUACUGGGUAAUUAUGCAUCGAAUUGAGGCCUCCAAUUUGAGGAACAUACAGAAGAACUCACACAACAGCAAGGCUCGGUCUUGUAGUGCCUCAGUGAUGUCGGAUACAGAAGUUCUGAACACUGAGUUUAAGAAAAUGUAUGCAAUUUGAAGGCUUCAUACCCAAUACUUUCCUCUUCCUCUUCUACAUAUUAUCUUCAAUGUGCAUAUACUUCUGACGGAUUCAAUGGUAGUUUCUCUUUUCAA
Molecule: messenger RNA, 2299 nt
Organism: Diospyros lotus (date-plum)
Lineage: Eukaryota; Viridiplantae; Streptophyta; Magnoliopsida; Ericales; Ebenaceae
Product: ankyrin repeat-containing protein At5g02620-like
Exons: 4
Coding region: 582-2204 (540 amino acids)
Cellular component (GO): plasma membrane
Molecular function (GO): protein phosphatase regulator activity; protein phosphatase 1 binding
Source: RefSeq, a predicted model, not a curated record